Molecule: messenger RNA, 1697 nt
Organism: Tarenaya hassleriana
Lineage: Eukaryota; Viridiplantae; Streptophyta; Magnoliopsida; Brassicales; Cleomaceae
Product: ERI1 exoribonuclease 3-like
Exons: 6
Coding region: 150-1301 (383 amino acids)
Biological process (GO): exonucleolytic trimming to generate mature 3'-end of 5.8S rRNA from tricistronic rRNA transcript (SSU-rRNA, 5.8S rRNA, LSU-rRNA)
Molecular function (GO): zinc ion binding; 3'-5'-RNA exonuclease activity; nucleic acid binding
Source: RefSeq, a predicted model, not a curated record
AGUUCUGUUCCCUUCUCUCGCUCCCCAUAAACUGCGCUUCUCUCUUUCUUCUCUCCCUGUGCGGUCUCUGGAAUUCGCACCAGGGUUUGGUUCAAGAGGAGGCGAUCUCAUGUACUUGUUGGCGGAUCUUAAUUACAAUCAAGAUCUCAAUGGCCGCACUUGAAAACAAAGUAACUUUACAAAGGAGCUCGGAGUCAUCCUAUAAAUGCUUCCCACCUCAUGGGUUUCAUCAGAAUAUACAAUCUAACAUUAAUGUGGCAACAGUUGCCUCUGAGCUCAAAGACGAAUUAUGUUCCCACCCUGCCUUCUAUCCCGAGCCUCCUACGAUGCAGCAUUACCAGCUGGAUGCUUAUGGAAACCAAUAUUUUCCUGUCACAGUAGAGCCACGACUUCAAUAUGCACCAUAUAAUGUGUGUACUCAAGUUUACCCCUACAAUUUCCAAUAUCAAGACUUCCAGUACUUUGUGGUGAUAGAUUUUGAGGCGACGUGUGACAAGGAAAGAAACCCUCACCCACAAGAAAUAAUAGAGUUUCCAUCUGUGAUCGUGAAUAGUAUGACUGGUCAGUUAGAAGCAUGUUUCCAAACAUAUGUCAGACCUACUUGCAAUCAGCUUCUGAGUGAUUUCUGCAAGGAUUUAACAGGGAUUCAGCAGAUUCAGGUUGACAGAGGUGUCACCUUGAGUGAGGCUCUUCUCCGACAUGACAAGUGGCUUGAGAAGAAAGGGAUAAAGAACUCCAAUUUCGUAGUGGUGACAUGGUCGAACUGGGAUUGUCGGGUGAUGCUGGAGUCAGAAUGUCGGUUCAAGAAAAUACGAAAGCCGCCUUACUUUAACAGAUGGAUAAACUUGAAAGUUCCCUUCCGUGAGAUGUUUGGAGGUGUGAACUGCAACCUUAGGGAAGCAGUUGAGAUGGCCGGGUUAGUGUGGCAGGGACGUGCACAUUCCGGCUUGGAUGACGCCAAAAACACUGCCCGAUUGCUUUCCCUCCUAAUGCAUCGUGGCUUCAAAUUCUCCAUCACAAACACGCUGAUGUGGCACCACACACCCGAUGUUUCACACGGGGUCAAUCAGAAUCAUUUACCUGAGAGUGUGACUCCCGUUUACAACUCCCCUAAGCCGAAGGAUUUCGUCCAGGUCCCUGCUGUUCAGUAUCAACAAUCUUUCUGCUUCUGCGGAGUAAAGAGCAGCAGAGGAAUGGUGAGGAAACCCGGGCCAAAGCAAGGGAGUGUUUUCUUUGGUUGCGGAAACUGGACUGCGACCAGAGGUGCUCGGUGCCAUUACUUUGAGUGGGCAACUGCCUGAUGUUGUCAGCUGGCUGCUAUUCUAACUUUGAUUGGAGAUCGAGAGUUGAAGGAAUUCCGAACUUUCUUUUUAACAAUUCAAGCAGUCGGGUUCAACUCCUCGAGGGUUUGUUUUCUGUGCUUUAAAAACUCGGGUAGUGGGUAGGGAGCUCGGAACUGUAAAGGAAAGACUUGUUCUUUGAUGGGACAAAAACAACAAGAAUGAAAGACUGUGGGUGAAAGAGGAAGGGGGGGGUUUGGCUGAGGGGUGUGUAGUUAGGAUGACUUGACUGUCUUUUACAUUAAGACGUAAUGGGCUUUUUUUUUUUAAGUUAUCAUAAAUAAUCUUGUAGGAGGCGCCCUCCUAUAUCCAUAUGCAUCCAUCCAUGCCUCUAGGGUCUUCUUCACUUUUGCAUUA